Molecule: messenger RNA, 1959 nt
Organism: Chlamydomonas reinhardtii
Lineage: Eukaryota; Viridiplantae; Chlorophyta; Chlorophyceae; Chlamydomonadales; Chlamydomonadaceae
Exons: 10
Coding region: 529-1284 (251 amino acids)
Molecular function (GO): phosphatidylinositol binding
Source: RefSeq, a predicted model, not a curated record
AUUUCCUGCACGUGUUUCCUGCACGCGACAAGCUCUUCAGCAGAUAAAGCCUGGCUGACACCGCAACCGAGAGACAUUCAUACUCAGCCCAAACGGGGACUCAGCCCAAACGGGGCUGGCCCGCACCUGAGAGCUCGCGCUGCGACGGGUGACGUUAUGCGCAGGUAUAAUCUCGCCAGGGGCGGUGGCAAGAGCGCGUGCCAGCGUUUAGUUAGUAUUUGUGCACAGGGCUAUGACGGUUUGGUCCUGCUACCAGCAUCAGAAUAAAGAAACCGCGGAAGUGAGAACCCUCGACGGAGCACUCUCGCUCGCGAGCUGAUUGCCAUGGCAUUAUUAAGCAAGACUCUUUCUUGAUGCUUAAAAAUUUGCGGGGACGCUACUGUAUCGGCAUCCGCGACACAACUUCAGUUGACCCUGCUGGUGGCAGCCCAACCCAGGUGCCUUCUUAGCCAAGAAGUUUUAGUGCUCCACGACUCAAUUUCUCACUAGUUCCAACCACUUCAACCAAGGAGCACACGCUUUUCAAGUAUGGCCACUCCUGAAUUUGCAAAGCCAAGCGAGGAGCACCACUACCGGUCGCACGUAUACAAAUACUCCUCACUUGGAGAUGAGGCGCUGGCAAAGCAGCUGGCUGCCGAUGCAGCCUGGGCUGCCGAGCUUAUUGAGAAGCUCACGCACAUUGGGGGCGACGAGUCCAUGAAGCCCGGCAUCGUAAAUGCCUGCGAGGGUCUUGCGUUUGUGAGGGCCAGCAAAGGUGGCCUUGGUGUCACCAUGGCUCGUGGGAACGGUUUCGUAAUCAGGAAGCUGGACCAGGACCGCACCGGCAACUCGCGCUGGUCGGCGCCCGUGUACUUCUUCGUGUCGCAAAUGGGCAUCGGACUGUCGGCGGGCUACGAGACGUCGGAGUCGGUGCUCGCGCUCAUGGCGACGUCCUCGGUGAUGCACUUCGCGGUCGACCACUCCGUGAUGGGCACCGACCUGGGCCUCAUGUCCACUGAGGGGGCCAUGACCGGCGUGCCCGCUGGCACCUUCGGGCGCAACUCGCACAUGGACGUGCAGGCUGACAACACCAGCGCCUCCUUCUGCUACAGCCUGUCUCAGGGCCUGCUGGCAAACGUGUCCAUCACUGGCACGGGCACGCACCCGGACAAGGCGGUCAACGACAAGCUCUACGGCGAGGGCACCCCAAUCACCGACGUGCUGCAGGGCAAGACUGACACCUUCCAGGAGCUGCAGGUCCUGUACCGCCAGAUCGCCGCCACCGGCCGCAAGGCCCUGGAGUGAUCCUGUGAUCGCCGUGCUCGACCAUGCAUGCAUGAUUGCGACCUCGGUGGUCGCAACCUCCGUGGUUGCGGCCUAUGUAUGUGGUUGCAACCUCCUAGCAUCAAUCGUAAUGAGACUGGGCGAGCACACGAAAGCGAAAUGUUCGAAAGAUGAGAUAGAGUGGGGGGAGCGUCGGGGGUAGGCGUGUUGCAAGCGCGUGGGGUGUACGCGACGCGUAGGCGCGCACAAGACGUAUGUUGCCCGGGUGACACUGGCAUCGGGCGUGACGCCUACUAGUGUGUUGUCCGUAGAUUGUAACCGUGUGACGUUGGGGGCACGCUGAAGAGGAUGUAUGUGCAGGACGGCGCAUUGAUGUUUAGCAGGGAACUGAUGCUGUAACAGUCAUAGGAACGCAGCUAGCCAGUCUUGCGCUUGCAUUAAAUGUUUGAGUACCGUAAAUGUCUGUAAGCUACGCAUACAGUAACCCCAAAAGCUGCUCUUUCUGCACCUGGGUGGAAUGCGGCAACAUGCGCGGCCUUCAUGCGGGCAUCUUUUUACGUGGGGCAUCGCGCAUACCUGUACGUGUCCGCUGUCUUGUUGAGUCAUGGGGCCGGCCACAGUGUCACGGCGACAAUGAACAUAUCGUCGCGGAGCGGGCAAAGCCCUGCUCCUUGUUCUGAAAACAGACAGCAGGCG